AUGCUUCGGCGUUUAAUUUCUGAAUCAAAUGAUGAAUAUAUUGAAUCUGACGGAUAUUGUUCGCAGUCAGACAAGAAAUCAUCUGCAGAAAUCAAGAUAAAAGAUCUCGAAAAAACACCCCUCUUAUCGGGUCGUCAACAAAAUUCAUUUGUUGAAAUUUUACCAUCAUCAAAUUUUCGUCCUACGUGUACAGUGAGUUCAGAUGACGAUGAUGCAGUAGGAUUUGUAACUGAAAAGUAUGGAUCAUUCGGUGAUGUUGAAUUUACGUCCACACUCAUAGAAGCGAUCCGAGCAAUUCACAAAGGUAUAUUUCCGGAACGAAUUUAUCAAGGAUCAUCUGGGUCUUAUUUUGUAAUGAAUUGUUUUGGGGAAAAAAUUGGAGUAUUUAAGCCAAAAAACGAGGAACCAUAUGGUAGUCUAAAUCCAAAGUGGAUGAAGUGGAUCCAUAGGAUAUUUUUUCCAUGCUGUUUCGGACGUUCCUGUCUUGUUCCAAAUCAGGUAAGGGUUGAACUUUGGUAUCUUCAUACAGUUCGCUUUUGUCCAAAAGCAAUUUAUACCAAUAGAUUUACUAUGGUGUGA
Molecule: messenger RNA, 579 nt
Organism: Dracunculus medinensis (Guinea worm)
Lineage: Eukaryota; Metazoa; Nematoda; Chromadorea; Rhabditida; Dracunculidae
Source: the annotation of a GenBank genome assembly